UUGGGGCGUAUAAUUUCCAAACUUAGGCCUCUUGUUGAAACCAAACACAGAGCGGCAGAAAAAACAUUGGAGAUCCAAAAGAAUCAUAAUGGCGGUAUCUGUUACUAGGAGACGUGCUGCUUUGAGUCUGCGCUAUAGGACCUGCAUGACACCCGGUUUGAUUUAUGCACAGUUUCAAGCGAAAGGUCAUGAUCAUUGAGCGCUGAAGUAUACAAAAGUGCAAAUACCUGCAGGUAUACAAAACGCCUUUUUGACGGUUAUCAAGAAAAAGAUAUCUCUGCUGCAAUAAUGAAAGAAGCAUUUCUAUAAUUCUGGAAAAUCUUUUAUAUGGAAUGGAAUUAUAAGAUUGCUCCACGGAAUGGAUUGGAGAGUUUUAAAAGUUUAAUGCAUGUUGAUUUAGAAAGACUUUGAAAACACAAAAGUACGAUGUUCGAUCAUACCAGAAAAUGGAUUUUAAACACACUCUUCUGUUACUUUGUUAUCUCUGCAACAUUUCUAUUAGUCGCAGCAAGUAAUGAAGAAGAUGAUUUACUGGACGAAAUAAUACCUCAUCAUGUUUACAAGAGAAAAUUUACAAACUCUUCUCCGAAACGUCAGUCGAUUAUGACACCUGACUUCGGACAAGGCGAGCAGUUUUUGCAGCAAAUGCCACAGGGUGGAGUGUCUCAAUUUGCCGGGGGACCAGCAGAGGAACUAACAGACAAAGCUAUGCAAAUGCCUGGGGCAAUGGUACAAGGUCAGAGUUUCGGCCAAGAAGCAAUUGACCCCCUGCAGGGUUUUGCGGAACAAGGCCAAGCACAAGAAAUGCAAGCACUAGGCCAAACCCAGUCGCCGGUGACACAGCCGGGGGGCUCCUUCGAACAAGGAGUUACGCAGCAGGUAUCAGAUGGAGGUGUUGUCACAGAAAUGCCUGAAAACGCGAAGAACUUUAACGAAAAUGCGGCAAUCGAAACAACGCUAUCCAAUAACGGAUUUCGAGUAACAACAGACACAAAGGAGAAAGCGAAAAAUUUCGCAAAGGAUGUUAAGAACUUUGGGUUAUGGGAAUAUUCGUCGGAUAACACAGCGGCCUCGACGGACCAAACGGCGAAAAUACUUCAAAGUAAGCUGGAAGAAGAUGAUGCAUUGCUUAAGGGGAAGGAUUCGGAAAGCUUAAGCACAACACAAGUCGCAAAUGCACAGGGAACCAAAGUGGAUGAUUUGCUGAGUCUAUUUAACAAAAACCCAACAGAAUCAUCGCAAUUCAAGGGGCUGGAAAGUCUACAGGAGGCCAGCAAAGGGCUGGAAGCAAUAGAUUCUGCCACCAAAGGGUUUACGGGCCUUGGGGUGAACGAUAAAAGUUUAAGUUUUUUUGGUGGGGACAAAAAUGUUGAUGGAAGUUUAUCAUCGUUGUCAAAUGAUGUGGCAACCUUAGAAUCGGCGCUGGGCAACCAGGGGUUGAAUCUUGGUGGAGGAAGCAGAACACCGGAGGCUGUUUCCGUUGUAAACAUACCGAAUACAUAUAGUUUAGAAGACGAACAUGGAAACUCGUUGGACGCUAAGGCUGCAGGGGUAAGCGGAAAUCACAAACCUGACAAGUCAAAAACAAUGCGGCUUCUAAAAGCCUUACUAAAAAAGAAGUUACGGGCGCAAGCAGUUAAGAUGCUUUUGAAACAGAAGGCUCUGAGGGCUGCGCAAAAGUCACGUGCAAAACCAACGAAAAAUCUGAAGGAGCAGUUGGCAUUGUUUUUGAAGCAAAAGGAGCUGGGAACUAAGGAGGAGAAAAGUAACGAAAAAGAGGAUGCUGGGAAGGAUGAGGCAAGUGGAGAAAAAACUGAAGGUGUGUCGGAACUUGAUCUUAAAUUGCUGAAGUUCAUUAAAAAUAUGCUGAAAAAGGGAGCGAAAGAACAGAAAGGAAUUGGUGAAAAUCAAAUGACUCAAUUCAUGACUGCGUUGGAAGCUGUUCAGAAAGGGAAGGGAGAUGACGCAAAGCCAGAGGACAAUGGAAAGAGUGGUGAUAAGGGCAAAGAAGGUAAGGAUUCUGAAGCCAGCAAGAAGCCUCAAAAGGCUGUACAAAAAGAAGAGGCCGCAGAGGAAGGAAAAGAAAAACAAAAGGACGAUGGGGAGGAAUCCAAACCAGAAGAGAAACAAAAAGGGAAACAAGAAGAUAAACAAAAAGAAAAGGAAGAUCUUAAAGCGAAGAAAUUAAAGGCAAUCAAGACUCUUUUGAAACAUAUGAAGCCAACAACAAGAUCAAGCCAUGGGUUCUUUUUCGAUCCAGAACAACCACUGAGUGAAACUGGUGGACUGGCGCCCAAUUCCUUGAUGAAAUACCUGGAACACGAGUCCGCUUUGCUAAAUCAAUUCCAAGAAGGAAGUCAAAUUAGUGAUCCAGCAGCGCAGUUCAAACAGUUGGCAAAGCUGAUGAUGAAAGCAGCCAAUAACGCUAAAGGAAAAGACGCGUUGUUGAUUCGAGGAGGACGACUGUCAGCCCUACAGGGAGCUUGGCACAGAGUGAUGAUGAUAAAAAGAAAGAAGAUGAAAGUGCCAGCAAGGACACUAGCAGUAAGAAGACAGAGGGUAAAGAAGAAGAAAAGGAGACAGAAAGAGGGUGAAAAGAAGAUUGAGAAAGAAAAUGGAAAGGAUGCAAAUGGUGACACGGGAAAAGAAAGCAAAACUGAAGAAAAGAACGAGAAAAGUGAAGGCAAAAAAGAAAAUUCAAAGAAUGGAGACAAAGAAGGAAAUUCAUUGAAUGACUCUAAGGCAGAAAAGGAAGACAAAAAAGUGAGCUUUACAAAAGAGACAGGAAAACCGGAGGAUUCCAAGAAGGAAGAUGAUGAUAAGAAGGCUUCUUCAAGUAAACAGGAAGAAAAAACCAGUAAAGUGAAGGAAGGAGAGUCAGAAACAAAAUCUGGAAAAGAAGCAGAUGAUGGAAAGAAAAAUGAAGAAAAAGUAAAGGAAAAUGAUAGCAAAAACAAAAAAGAAGACGAGAAAGAAGAAAAUUAUAAGAGCAGUAAUAAAUCCGAGGAGGUGAAGGAAGUUAAGGCAGUUCCAGAAAUAGAUGGGGCAAGGACUAAUAAGAAACCUGUGGAGAAGAUGGAUGGGAAGGCUGAUAAAGAAAGUGACAAGUCUUCAAAGUUUAAUGAUAGCAACGAAAAGAGCGAAGAGAAAACAACUAAAGACGGUGAAAGCAAAACUGAUGACGAUGAUAAAACGAAAAAGGUUAAAAAAUUGCCCGAGAUGACGAAGUUGAGAAAUAACAAAAAGAUUGUUAGCAAAAUAAACAGUGCAACAGAAAAUGAAACAGUAUCGUUCAAAGAAGAGGAUGGCAAAAAGGAGACAGCUAAAGAGCACGGAAGCAGUUCUGCUAGUCACGAGGAUUCUGUGUUGAAGGAAGCGAAGUUAAAAGAAGAGAUGAGAGAAACUGAAACCGGAAGUAAAAUAGCGGAAGGUCAGAAGAGUGUUGAAAAGAGUGAAGAGAAGGAGAAUCGUAAAAUCUAUGGUAAAGAGGAAAGUGCAGAGAAUAAAAAUGCAGAAGGAAGCGAGGCUCAUAGCAAACAGGAAAAGGAGUCAUCAGAACAAUUCGACCUUUACGUAUCAAGUAAAGGAAAAAGUAAUUCAGGUUCUGAAAGAACUGGAGGCACAACCGAUUCUACGAUUUCUGAGAGCAAUAAUCUAAAACCACAGCUUCCGUUUUUAAAUCCAGGAAAUGCACAUUUAGAUGUACUUGAGAAUGACGCAGGAUUAAAACAAUACUUGCUUAAGAAAGGGAGCAAGACGGGAUCCUUGCAGAGCAAACAGUCAGAUGAAUCAGAGAGCUCAAAUGAAAACAGGCUUCUGCAGCUUAAAGACAGAACUGCUGCUACUAAGAAUAAUAUUGAACACAAAACUUCACAAUACAAUACUUUAGGGAUGCAGCAGGGGGUAUAUACUCAUAAAGCACGACCAAACGCAGUACCUCCUGCUGGUCAGGGAAUCCCUAUUAACAGUUACGGCAAAGCAAUUAAACCAUUGUCAAGGCUUCAACUGAAGAAUAAACGAAUUGAGGCUUUCAGGAAACUUAUGCGGGAACGAAAUCGACACAACGCAAACAAAGAGGUAAUGGAAAGUGGCUCAUUACGUCAUAUUGCACCACUUCUAGCCGACCGCCUUGUGGAUGCUCCUUCAGUGCGGUUAGCAGCGUUGGCGAGAUUGAUUUCAAUGGCGAAAUACCAUCACAAAAUGAUUGACGUGGUGGCUUCAAAGAAAACACUACCAUCGUCAAAAUAUCCACUAGAGAAGACCAGCCAAAUGUUACCUAAGUCAGUUGAGUCAGCUGAUUUGUCGUCGGAUCUCAUAAAGCCUGCUGUUGAAUUACCAAGAAUGACCACUGGAACCAAGUCUUCAUUUAUACUGACGCCAUCCUCCAAACCAACUGAAAGCGAAUCGCCAGAGUCGAAGUCCAAAGUACACAUGAUCAACCUUCGAUUGCGAGCAAAUUCUGUCCUAGUUCCAUCAAGGACUUACGAUACAGAAACAUCGAAUCUCAAAUCCCUGCUGCAUGAAACCGAGUCAGCUCCAUCUGCAGUGGGAUCGAGACUCAUAUCGAAAACAACCCUUGAAGAAACAAAUAACCGCGUGGAUCCAGCUGACGUAACUCGGUCGCGGUUGGCAAAACCAAGUGAAACAUCAAUCGUCCAAGCUAUGAAAAUAUUGGGAGACAAAGAAACAAGCAGCGAUGAAAAGGAUAAUGUAGCAAUCAAAGAUGCAUCUAGUUUACACGAAGAACAACAUGGAGGUACCGAGAAAACGUCCGAAAAAGGACAUGCAACUAUAAUGAACAGUUUUUUCAAGAAGCCGACAGCCAGUAUGCGAAAUUCAUUGACAGAUCUUUCUAGUACUAUGAAUUUCAAUAAAAAAAGACUAAUAGUAUCCCCACCCACGGAUAUGGAAAAGUUUUUUGGAAAAUUAAGUAGUCCGGGUUUAAAAGCUAGAAGUUCGGUUCAUGAGGAGGAAGCUGGGAAAGCUUUGAUCCGGAAAGCGGAUACCAAAAACAUUGUAAGGACAUUAAAAGCGGAUACUGAAACUGCUAAUCUAAUGCUAAGAAAGCGGAGUAGGAUUCCAAGAGCUAGAAGUAUGAAGCGGUUUAAUUAUCUGAAAAGGCGGGUAUAAAGGCUACAAAGUCGGAUACUCAAUUCUGCAAUGAAAUCGACCGGAACAGGUAGCAAGCCUUACAAAAAUGGAACAAUGCACACUUCACACACGCCAUCAUCCAUGCAAUGCAUAGUGAUGUCUAGCAAAGUCAUUUCAAACCGGAAACGGCAUCCGAAACCGGAAUCUUAUUUCAAAACCAGAGGAGAGAACCUGGACGACUUCCUAAGUCGGUAGCAUCAUUGCUUUUAUAUAGAAUUCCGAUUGUUAAACAGUAUACUGCCUAACGAUAAAGCAGUGCAUACGGGAUAAAGUACUGUCCCGGUCACUUGUCACUUAACGUCCCGCGGAAGGAUCAAUUUUUGUAAACAAAACAUCGUAGAUGACUUUGUAAUUCCAAGCAAGAAGCACAAACGCGAAAACAAGCAACAAUUUAGGCGGACCAUUCCUAAUAAUAAAACCGGAAAACAAAAGCAAACCGGAAUUUGUUACAUGAUAAAAUAAUGUUAGUUUGACGGUACAUUCUGGUAAUUUCGAAUACAGGGUGUGCCUGUUGUAUUUAAAAUUACGUUACAUAGUUUGUGGGUUUGGAUUCCCAUUGAAAAGAACGUUGUGGCAGAUACCUUUAGGGACUUAUUAAAAAGAAUCAAAGUUUAUUUAGCAAUAAUUAGAAAAGGCUAAUAACCAUUCAUGAGCAGUGUAGCAAGAUCAAUCUCCCAUGGGGUAUGGCAUGAAACUGCUAAAUUGCCAACGCGCUUCAGCCAAGGGAAGUAAAAAAUUUCCUGCUUCUUUCCGCUGACGUACGAUCUGACAAUCAGGAAGAAAGUUCUAGAACUAGUUACACACAUCAAUACCCAAAACCUGAUGAAAUCUGGGAAUCAAAUACCCAUUACCCAUGCUUGCAAAAAAUUAGUAAUUAGUAAUUAGAAAUGGUUAUCAUAUAACUGUUAAAGAAAUUUGGUAGAGGUGUUAUUUGUUAGACUUUCAUUGAAAAUCAAAAUAAUUGUUUGUAAAAAGAGAACAAAAAACAAACCGUUGGCAGCAAAACCCAAGUAUGAUUUUAGACAAUAUUUCUUCAAAUAGUCUAUAUAUCUAUGUUGAUGUGUCAAAUUUUAAAUUGAUCACAAAAGUUCGAGGGGCGUUUCACUUUUCCUCUCAAAAUGGCUAAAGGACUCUGGAAAUUGUUCUUUUAAGUCUGCACGUAAGUGUUUGUUGUUGAUUAGCAAAAUCUAGUAAAACUUUAGUGAAAGCCAAAUGUAGUCGUUUUUAUACGAGUUAUAUUUGGAUAUGUAUAUAGCUUCCCAUUCAAAACAAAUCUUACAAAGGAAAUGCAGUAAUUUUAAACUGAACUUUUAUUUUCAAAUUAGAGUAUUUUGUAAAA
Molecule: messenger RNA, 6490 nt
Organism: Rhopilema esculentum
Lineage: Eukaryota; Metazoa; Cnidaria; Scyphozoa; Rhizostomeae; Rhizostomatidae
Source: RefSeq, a predicted model, not a curated record